AUCCCUCGUGGUUCGCCGCAAUCUCUCAUUCUCUCCAUCUCAGAUUCUCUGUGGAUUAGGGUUUUCUUUUUCCCUCUUUACGUCGUCCUCAUGAUGCAGCAGCCGGGAGCCGGUGUGGUACCACCACCGAUGGGCCAACAAUACCAGCAGCAAGCGCCGCCCCCUGCCUCCUACAUGAUGAUGAUGCCACCGCAGACUCAACCCCCACCCAUGUGGGCCUCUCAGCUUCCGCUUCCUGCGGCCGUGCCUCCUCAACAGCAACUGCAACAGACGCAACAGUUCCAGCAACCACAACAGCAACAGGGUCAACCCACCAGCGCUGAUGAGGUUCGCACGCUAUGGAUCGGGGACUUGCAGUAUUAUAUGGACGAGGCCUUUCUUCUCAACUGUUUUUCUCAUACCGGAGAGGUUUCUUCUGUGAAAGUCAUCCGUAAUAAGCAGACUGGUCAAAUUGAGGGUUAUGGAUUCAUAGAGUUUGUCAAUCAUGCUGCUGCAGAGAGAAUAUUGCAGACAUAUAAUGGUGUCCCCAUGCCAAGCGGUGAGCAGACUUUUAGGCUGAACUGGGCAACUUUCGGUGGAGGUGAGAGGCGGUCUGAUAAUACCCCUGAUCACACUAUAUUCGUGGGUGACUUGGCUACUGAUGUUACGGAUUACAUGUUACAAGAGACAUUCAGGGGCCGCUAUUCCUCCGUUAAGGGUGCAAAGGUUGUGAUCGAUAGGCUUACCGGACGGACUAAGGGUUAUGGAUUUGUACGAUUUGGAGAUGAAAGUGAACAGCAACGUGCAAUGACUGAAAUGAAUGGGGCUUUCUGCUCAACAAGGCCUAUGAGAAUUGGACCGGCCACAAACAAGAACACUAUGGGUGCUCAGCAGUACCCUAAAGGUUCGUAUCAGAAUUCACAAGGGACUCAGAAUGAGAAUGAUCCAAAUAAUACAACUAUUUUUGUUGGUGGGGUGGACUCUAAUGUUACUGAAGACCAUUUGAGACAACUUUUUAGCCCAUAUGGCGAGUUAGUACAUGUGAAGAUUCCACCAGGCAAGCGAUGUGCAUUUGUUCAAUUUGCUGACAGAAGCUGUGCUGAGGAAGCAUUGCGAGUGGUAAAUGGAACUCAGCUGGGUGGAACCAGUAUACGGCUAUCGUGGGGGCGCAGUCCUGCAAACAAGCAGUCUCAGCAAGAUCCAAACCAGUGGGGGGGUAGUGGGUACUAUGGAUAUGCUCAGCAAGGAUAUGAAAAUUAUGGGUAUGCUGCUUCUGCUGCACCCCCAGAUCCAAACAUGUACUACGGAGGUUAUCCGGGGUAUGGAAAUUAUCAGCAGCCCCAGCAGAAUCAGCAGCAGCAAGUGGGAUAUAGCUGAGAAGUUUUGGUACUGUAAUAGCGCUAUUGCUAGUAGUAAGACCAUCUAAAUGAUGCUACUCUGUUCCCCUUGUACUGGGUACUGGUUCUUUGGGGGGAGAACCAUUAAGUUGUGUAUGCUAUUCUCUUGCUGAGAACCUCCUUUGUUGAAGAAUUGAGUGUUGGGUUUGAAAUUCUGAUUUUUUCUUAGCUUCUCUUCAUUAGCCUUGUUACCUCACUAUCGUAUUGUUGUUGGAUGAUAUUACAUUUUUAUUCA
Molecule: messenger RNA, 1611 nt
Organism: Tripterygium wilfordii
Lineage: Eukaryota; Viridiplantae; Streptophyta; Magnoliopsida; Celastrales; Celastraceae
Product: polyadenylate-binding protein RBP45-like
Exons: 6
Coding region: 91-1356 (421 amino acids)
Cellular component (GO): cytosol
Molecular function (GO): mRNA binding
Source: RefSeq, a predicted model, not a curated record